UAUCAUCCUGUCAUCUUCGGUUACUACAUUUUUCUCAAGCUACUAAAUGAUUUUUGAACUUUUCUCGAGCAAGGUAGUGAAGAUUGCGCACCAAUAGCGAUGAAUAGUUUAUUGUACGAAAUUAUAUAUUAGUUUAUUAUAUUGUGCGGAAGAAAGUACUAUGAUUGCGGUACACCACCAUUCCAUUCAGGCACCUCGCAUCGCAGCAGGCGUUUCAGUCAACGGUAGAACAACAAUCAGCAGCAGCAGCAGCAGCAGUAGCAGUGGCAGAAAAGUAUGAGCGAAGGAAAAUGUUUCAGCGAAGAAAAGUGACAAUGGUUCCGCAGUGAAAUGUCAAAUCUCUUUUCGUUUUAAUUUCUGCGUGCAUGAAAAUUAAAUUGUUCUUCUGAUCGGAGCUGGGGGUCUGAAAAGAAUAUGGACGCUGUGUCCCAGUGAUCAUCGGGAGUAUUUUCGAUCGGGACCGGGAAUGGAAUCAUAGUAGACAGUGGUCAGUGCAAGAGUCAAGUGGACAUUUCUCUAGUGUUGGAAGGGGGAUCGAUGUAGGCAGUGGAUAUUUAUGGAAAUCGUCAGCAAAUAAACGAGUGCGUUUUGGACAGUGUGACCCAAAGGAAAGAGAAAAACAGAAAAGGAGAAGGUGUGUGCCACAACCAAGAAGGGAAGCAAAGUAGAGAGGAGACUGAGUUUUCUGGAAGUGAUUAUUAUUCGUAAAUCCUCCACAUUAACUAGAUUGGUUAUUGAAUCUGGUCAAACUUCGGAGAAACAUUCAGAAACUAAUCGCAGUUAAAAAUGCAGCGAAUUCCUGCUACGUAUUAGCCGAUCCCGGGGAGAGACGACGAAGAUUGUUGAACUUGAAAAAUACUAGAAAACUGUUCAGGCUAUUUGCAGUGCAAGUGGGUGUGGGUGGUGAAUGCAUUGAGCAACGAUGGUUCGUCAGCGUCCGGAAGGGGUGAAUGUGCUCGGCCACUUAGUGGGCCGACAGCUCGGCGACAAUGUUUACAAUUUCCGUAACAAUCUGUUCCACGACCGGUUGCGAAUUGCCCGGAAUCUGUACAAAAGAGAUCUGGUGUCGCAUUACGGCUGUGUCAAUGCGAUCGAAUUCAGCCAGGAGGGCGAACUGCUAGUGUCCGGUGGCGACGACCGCCGAGUGCUGUUGUGGCACGUGGACAAAGCCAUCCAGGAGAGGGAAUCACCGGUUUCGAUGCAGAAGCAGCACUUGAGCAACAUAUUCUGCCUGGGGCUGGACUCCAGCAACACGCGUAUUUUUUCCGGUGGAAAUGAUGACGUGGUGAUCGUUCACGAUGUUCAAACACGGGAAUCGGUGGACGUCUUUCUGCACAGCAAACCCGUGUACGGGCUCUCGAUUGACCCGUCGAACGACGCCAUUUUUGCGACGGCCGGUGAGGAUGGGAAGAUCUUGAUUUUCGAUAUGAGGGACAGCACGAACGUGAUGUGCGUAUCGCGCUGUCGGUCUCCGUAUCACGCCGUUAUGCACCAUCCGUAUGAUGUCGGAUUCAUUGUGACGGCCAACGCGAAGGAGGGCGCAGCGCUGUGGGAUCUGCGGGCACCCAAGAUGCCCACGAUUCGGUACGGUGGAGAGAAUGCUGCCCAAAGUUGUAUGAGCGUACGGUUCAACAGUUUGGGUACGCAAGUGCUGGCACUGAGAAGGCGUCUUCCCCCGAUACUGUUUUCGACUGCCUCACCGGAACCGAUCUGCCAGUUCUACCAUCCGGAUUAUUACAACUCGUGCACAAUGAAGAGCUGCUGCUUCGCCGGGGAGUCCGAUCAGUUCGUGCUUUCCGGGUCGGAUGAUUUCAAUUUGUACGUGUGGCGCGUAACGGAUGCCAAUGUGAACGAUACCGACCAGUGGGUCGAUCAGAAUCAGAUGGUAUUGUACGGGCACAGAUCGAUUGUGAAUCAAGUUCGAUACAAUCCGCAGAAGUGUGUGAUUGCUUCCUCUGGGGUGGAGAAGAUUGUGAAGCUAUGGUCACCUUUCGAGUUGGAAUCGUGGCGUGGAAGCCUAACCGAAGAGGCAGCCGGUCCGGAUAAUCCGAGGGAAGUGUUCACAAACGAAGAGUACAUAUCGCUAAAUAUGACCCACGAUUACAGCCAUCAAUCGACCACCGAGGAUCCCCGAAUGAUGGCAUUUUUCGAUUAUCUAGUUCAGCAGGAGAUCGAAGGCUGGAACAGUGAAACUUCGGAUCAAACCUCGGAGCAUAGCUCCGAAGAGAAUGAGUCGUCCCGUCCUGAUACGACCCAAACGUCGGACACGGAAUCGGUUCAGAAUUAUAUUCCUAUCCGCGGGCAGCAGCAAACUCGCCGUGGGGAUGUUGCCCAGCGGACAAAAUAUCGCAACCGGAUUGCGUAUCUAAUCGCUACCAAGCGGAAUCGUUUGAAACGGCUUGCACUGAAAACGGCAAACGCUCGCACCACUAAUCGACGCACGAUAACGAAAGCAAAGUACGGUUUGCGCAAUCAACCGAAACGCCCAGGGCUGGGUGCCCUCCGUACGACCCGGAAAGGCAUCAGUAAACGAAACCGCAGGCUAAGCACCAGCAAAUAUAGCAAGCGUCCGGUUUCGCACGAGCAAACGAGUGACUCGGAGGUGCCGAAAUCGACCAAGAAGCGACGAAUGCAGAACACAAAUCUCAACCUCGCGGUGUACCGCACAUUCCGACGAAAAUCGAAGGGUACGCCAUCGUCCACAUCGAACACCAGCACCCGGGUGGAAGAAUCCAGCUCGGAUGAUGACGAUGCGGACAACGACAGCGAACAGCAGCAUUCACCGGCGAAGAAGCUCAAGCUGGGCGGCGAGGGUUUCAGCAAUCUUCCUUCUACCUCCUCUGCGGCGAGUGGUGGCAGUGUGUACAAUAACGGGGCUGGUCCGAGUGGGUUGUGUAACCCGGGAAGACGUGCCACCACCGCAGGAACCAGUGGUAACAGCACGUACGUUAGUAUGGACACACCCAGUACGAGUACCGGAUUGACCGGGAACGGGAGAAAUUUGCUGUUCCAUAUUGCGUCAACCACCAACGACGACGACGACGACUCGGAUGACGAUCCAUCAAUACCGGAGCAUCCGGCUUCGCCGGACAACAUGCUUCGGGUGAUCACAUCUCCCAUCAACCACUUUGAAAUUCCAUCGAACUCGACUGCAGUCCUAGCGCUGGAUCAUAACGAUAACAACAUCCUAGACCACAGCAACAACAAUAGUAGUUACGUGAACCAUAAUAUCAACCACAAUAACAAUAACAACAGUAACAAUAGCAGUAGAAUCCAUAGUCACAGUAAUAACAACCACCUCACCAACGGAAACACUGACAAUGCAAUUCAGAACAACAAUAGUGGCAGCAAUAAUAACAACAACACAUCCAGCAUCCAGCCGAAGCGGAUUAGCAAAGGUGCUGCUCAUGCAGCGCAUGACAACAAUGAGUCGAGUUCGUCGUACACCCAGGCCUACGACCACACCUACUCGAGUCGGUCCAAUUCGCGACUGUCCAGCAGUUACGAUUACGAUUGUUCCUCCAGCAACGACAGCUUUGUCGAUUACUUUAACAACAAGAAGAAGCUGAUGGCGUCCGCCGCAAGCAGCAACGGUCAUGCGACAACGGUGGAGUCGGGGGCGGAUAUUGCCGAUGAUCAAUCUGCCGCCGGCGGCAGUUCAUCUUGGAAGCUGUCGGAUUACAACCGUGAACUGCUGAACUAUACUCCAGACAGUGGAAUCGCGACCGCACCGUGCAGCUCCGUAUCGACAAGUGGGAUACCUUCGUGUACGAAAUCUGCCCGCAAUAGGACUCCCGUUGGUGCUGCCUCUGCCGCCGCCACCACUGCCAUCGGUAGUGCGCCGGGAUCGAGCGGUGCUGGUGGUAGCAAUGGCAAUCCAUCCAACGGAGUGGAUCUCGCUGCCAAGCUAUUCCAACACAAGGUGGCUCGGGUGCGGAAAAACUAUCGCAAGCACUUUUGUGAUGAUUCGGACAGUGAGUAAACACCGGGCCAGGUUCAGAUUGGCCACAUCCCCGGAGAGGAAUAAAACGGUUUGCAGUGAUUCGUCCAAUCUACCUAGUAGUGGAUAUCGAAUAAACGCUGUGCUUGUUGAAAAAUCGUAAAAUUCACUGGAAUGUCCACCUAAUUAAGCGUAGAACGCAUCACAUGCGUGGAAGUGUUCAACAUUUAACCUGAACAUAGUAAUUUUGAUUUUAAUUUAGGUGUGCCGCGAGCAGCAACGUGGUUGCUCCCGGAAUAAGAUUUUUGGCGAGGAGAUAUGCGAACUUCGCAGUUGUGUUAGCGAUAAUCCUAUGCGUAGAGUAUAAGUGGUAGAUGUUAAGAACUGACGUAAAUUAAUCUAAAGGUUGGAGGAGAAACCUAAGACACAUAAAAAAGUUGUCCUCGUACGAUCAACACCGGAAACGUUCACUGUUGACAACUAUUAGAGGAAACCCCUCGGACUGAUUGGGGGAUGAAAAUUAUCUGUUCGUACACGACUGCUGCUAUCCGAACUGUCCACCUCUAUCAUAAAAUGAGAGAAAACAGAUUGGGGUAAAACGGUAGCGCUGGAAGGAAUGAACAAUUUGUGAUUUGCUAAUCGUAUAUUAUUAUUACUAGUGUUGUAUACUAACAGAACUACAAAUUGUAACCCUGAUGUAAUCAAAACUUUGUACGUGUGGUUUAUUAACAGUAAGGGAAGAUGCGCCAGAGUAGAACACACAUAGCCACAUUUGCUAACAAACAAACACACACACUCUCACCGAAGCGCAUACACAACUAAAAUAAACCUACUUUACGAUUCAUCACUUCUUUAUCUUAGAA
Molecule: messenger RNA, 4803 nt
Organism: Toxorhynchites rutilus septentrionalis
Lineage: Eukaryota; Metazoa; Arthropoda; Insecta; Diptera; Culicidae
Exons: 5
Coding region: 923-3982 (1019 amino acids)
Biological process (GO): negative regulation of fatty acid biosynthetic process
Cellular component (GO): Cul4-RING E3 ubiquitin ligase complex; cytoplasm
Molecular function (GO): protein binding
Source: RefSeq, a predicted model, not a curated record